This is a messenger RNA of Aspergillus pseudotamarii, 714 nucleotides long. RefSeq names its product DUF3455 domain-containing protein. The record is from RefSeq and is a predicted model, not a curated record. NCBI's taxonomy places the organism in Eukaryota, Fungi, Ascomycota, Eurotiomycetes, Eurotiales, Aspergillaceae. The transcript has 2 exons. Bases 1 to 714 code for a protein of 237 amino acids.
AUGUUGCUCAUCAACAUACUCCUCUUCUGUCUUGCUAUACUCCAUGCCGAAGCCUCACCCUCCCUCCCCGACCUCACCACUACGUUCUCCCAGAUCUCCUUCCAUCUCGACAACGCCCACAUUUCCAACUGCUCUCUCACCACCACCAACCUCCCGCCUCAUAGAUCGCUCCCUGGCCCCAGCCCAGGCCUCCAUCUCAAAUACGUGACGGUGGGCCGAGGAACCCAAAACUACACUUGCCAAGAAAACUCCAACACUACAGCGCCCCAGGCAGUGGGUGCCGUUGCAACGCUGCUCGAUCUUUCCUGCUUGGCUGCGUUCAAUCCAGCACUUCUUCACAACUUCACUCCUGUCGUGAGAGCAGUACACUCAGAGACACUACCAUUCCUUGCCCUGCUUGGCAGCCAGCUCUCCUCGUCAUCGACAAAAUUCAUCUUGGGAAAACAUGAGUUUAAUGCUGCCGGCCAGCCAGUUUUCGAUCUGCAACUUGCUGGUGGGAGUGACUGGAUGGCAACUAAAAAGAAUGCUAGUAGCGGAGCACCCGACGAUAGCACUAUAAACGUGCCUUGGCUGAAGCUUACCUCCGUCAACGGAACUGGCAUCAGGGAAGUUUACCGCCUGCAUACUGUGGGAGGUCAGCCUCCAACUAAUUGCCAAAAUCGUAAGGGUACGUUUCAGGUGGAAUAUGCGGCCGAGUAUUGGUUUUACGGUUGA